This is a messenger RNA of Ruditapes philippinarum (Manila clam), 3443 nucleotides long. RefSeq lists its product as uncharacterized. The coding region runs from base 512 to 2698 and encodes 728 amino acids. Gene Ontology annotation, molecular function: protein binding. The transcript is spliced from 3 exons. The record is from RefSeq and is a predicted model, not a curated record. Lineage: Eukaryota; Metazoa; Mollusca; Bivalvia; Venerida; Veneridae.
CAUUCUAAUGAAGAUUAAGCGUUUAUAUAUCCGGUAGAUCGGAAUGAAAUCGAUACGUUUAUAUCUAAUUUUCUAACAUGAUCAAGCAAAUUAAUCGAGGUUAUUACCUACUUAGAAUAGGGAAAAUUGCACCGACAAUCAAAUAGAAAUUACUGCGCGCUAAGGCAAUUGAAAGCGAUACGUCAUUUUAGUAGAUUAAUUCUGACUUUAAGAUUGUUAAGGCAACACUAAACAUUGUCAUUUGGAAGAAAUUUCUGGAUACAUUGAACAUUGAAGAAAGAAGGCAGUGUCGAGACUGUGGGUAGAAUCUUAAUUUUGCACACAAAAAACUUCAAGAUUUUUGAAGACUUGUUCGAGUUUUGAUACUUACUUAUUCACGAGUGUUUGAAGGAAAGAAAGAUCGGAUUCUGCAAGAAAGGGACUUUUAAGUGAAAAGUUCCCUUUUUCCCGUUUCUAAAGAGAUUUAGCGAAACGGUUCCGAGUGUGGCGAUAGAAGGAGUUUUCAAAUUUAAUGUCCAUAAGUUCCGAAUGCAAACCACGAAGAGCACCGAGCAUGUUGAUAUUUGGCGUUCACGAAGGAGAAAGGGUCGCGAUAGAUGUGCCUCUUGGGUCGACGGUGGGGGAGGUGAAGAAAAUGAUACAGGUCAAACUAAACAUAUAUUUUGACGACUUGGUAAAACAAGACAAAAAAGUUCUGGUGGUGUCGUACGCCGGGUCAGAUUUGAGCGAUGCGUGGAUUUUUACAGAUUUGGGGAUCGUACCAGGGUCCACGGUGAAAGUCUGCAUGAAAGAGGAGGUUAAGCCAGUCUUGUUUGUAAAAUGUUCACACAGUGGCGAAGUAAUUGAGAUCAUGGAUGAUUAUUUCGUUGAAAAACUUCUGGUAGACGAUUUAAGAACAAUGGUUUCCAAGAAAUCUGGACUUCCGGUUUCUAUUUUUAGAUUAGUAUCACGUGAUAAUUUAGAAUUGUUUGACAGACACGUCCUGUUUGAUUAUAGCAUAGAAUGCGGUGACACUGUCUACAUGGAAAGUUGGGACGGCUGGACGGAGUUAAUAAAUUACAGUAUACUCGGCCUGACUCCCAGCGUGAUGCCUUUGGUUGUAUCAGACGAGAUUCAGUCACGAUUUCAGCUGAAAGUGGUCUUGUACAUUUCCGCUCAUUUUGGAUGUGUAGAUCUUGCGAGAACUUGCAUAAAAUCCGGCAUCCGACCAGACGAGCCUAUAGGUGAGCAUCCUAGCAGGCAAUGGUGCAAAGAACAGUCGCAUGUGGAAACAAUGAGGUCAGCUGUGCACGAGGCAGCCGAGUUCGGGCAACUAGGAGUGUUAAGACUUUUUGUAAACACGGAUAUCACGUGCUCAAUGGCUAGAGACGGCCACAGUUUAACCCCGCUCAAUCUCGCACUCCGAAACAAACAACGACCAUGUGCCUCCUUCUUGUUGACUAAACAAUGGGUUCGAGUCCCUGUUACUCGUAGCCAGUCUAUGACUUUACAAACAUUUAGACGUAUAAAACUUUGGUGUGAACGGUGUAAGGAAAAAGCAUUUAUGAAAUUUGGUCCGAAUAAAUCAUCUCUGAAGCGGCGUUCCUUCAAUACUGGGCCACUGGUGAGUCAUGGAGUAAUUGUUGAUGGAUUUUCAGCCAGUCCAAUGAACGGAAAAUCAAAAAAUGUACAAAGUAUGAAAGACCGCAGACGACAAGCAAAUGAAAACAAUACCAACACUUCAACGUCAGAAAGUGACGGCGAUCCGGAAUCUUAUUUCAAGCACCUGACGGCGGUUCAAACAUACGGACCUAAAUUUCGACAAAAUACUCGAUGGGGUAAAAUGGUUGGGCGGUCAAGCGUUGGUGCAAUGUUGGGCGCAGGACUAAAGAACGCUUUAAAAGGAGAUAAAACCGAUGGGCCAGAAAGAGACGAGUCCCCAGAAGGCGGUGAUAAUAAAGAUUCGAAUGUAGAGAAAGACACAAAGCUUCCUCCAAUCAUGGAAAAGAAUAGAAUCAAUAUGACCUUGUCUCAGUCUCAACCUUCCGUAGCCCAUGGCAACCCUGAAGAAGAAAGAUUAGAUCCAGUUGACAAAUUAAGCGUCGUUCCAGAAAAAGGCCGAAAAUACAUUCGAACCGGCUUAACUACAAAAGUGAAAACGGAUAUAAGCGCUUCCAUGCCAAACAUGAAAGUGAAAUCGACAAGCGAAAAUAAAGAACAUAAGGAAACAUCAAAAGAACCGACUAAAGAUCGGGAUAGAGGAAGCCUGACCUCAGCUAAAUCUGAUAAAACCCUGGAAAGAGCAGGAACUUCGAUGUCCCUUGCAAAUAAAAAGAAGAAGAAACUUACUUCCGCCAUGCUGCUUCAGCAAGGCAGGAAGUCUAAAGCGGAAGGAGCAGUUGCACUUCCGGCGAUAAGCAUGGAGCAUGACCUUCGGCCAUUUUUCUAUCACAACGGCGUCCGUGAAGAUGAUAUUGUUAUUCCUAUGAUGAAUUUAGUGUCCCAAUACCAAGGCACGGAUGCUCGGGAUAGAGCUGUCAAGUCUCUGGCCAUCGCUAAUACUUUUAAAGAAAAGCCGUGGCUGAUGCAGGUGCGCAUGGCAAUGAGCUUGACGUCAUCGACGUUGAAACGUGAAGUCACAAACCUACGUCAUAGUUUUAAUGAAGUUUCAAGACACGAGCGUCGCAGUGGAAGAACAGUAAAAAGUUUAAACGCUUAACCUAGAAAAGAAAGUAGACUGUAAAUGGCAGUUGUUUUAUAGCAUUUCUUUCAAUUUCGCUAAAAAAAAACACACCAAAAUUACAUAGAAGUUAUUCAUAUGGAAUUUAAAUAUGUGUUUAAAUACGUUUAUAACAAAUGCAUUUCAGUUAAUGUUUAAAAAAAAAACCCUGAAAAAUCGAAAGAUUUCAUCAAUUGUGUGUAUUGUGUUGAACAACGAUUUGCACCAUUUAUAAUAGUUUGACAUUACAUGACAUCAUGAAUUGUGGCACUUCGGUUAAGCACGUCAAAUGCAUUUACUAUGGCUUUUAUAUACACCUAUUGUUAGCAAACCGGAUUACAAGGUCGGCGGAUAUACUACCCUGUAUUUUGCAAAUUAUGAAACCUAUAAACAUUAUAAUAUGUCUAUAUUUAGAUGUCAAUCUAGAUUAUCUCCUAGAUAAUGACUGAAUAUUACGAGAAGACAGAUUAGUUUAGUUCCAUUUCCAAUAAUUAGCAAAGAAUAACUUUUGUGUUACAUUAAACCAUAACAAACUAAUCCGAGAUUAUAUUAUGUAUAGCUUAAUUUUUGUACUUUCUUGUAGGUAAAUAACCUAAAUCAAUGAUACAUGUAUAUAUAUUAUUUAUUUCAGAUAUUUUUCUCCUCUCUACUGUGAUACAAUUUUUGUGAUAUUUUAUUCUAACUUUAUAGUGCUGUUGUAUUUUUCACUAACACACUGAUAAAUUAAAGAUUUGUAUAUGUAAAA